Molecule: messenger RNA, 1959 nt
Organism: Pochonia chlamydosporia 170
Lineage: Eukaryota; Fungi; Ascomycota; Sordariomycetes; Hypocreales; Clavicipitaceae
Product: C6 transcription factor
Exons: 2
Coding region: 1-1959 (652 amino acids)
Biological process (GO): regulation of DNA-templated transcription; DNA-templated transcription
Molecular function (GO): zinc ion binding; DNA binding; DNA-binding transcription factor activity, RNA polymerase II-specific
Source: RefSeq, a predicted model, not a curated record
AUGUCCCGUCAAGCCAAAUCAUGCGCCCGCUGCAGGCAACAAAAAGUCCGCUGUGACCGCGUCGCUCCACGGUGUUCGCGAUGCACCUCCUCCAAGACAGGUUGCUCGUUCUCUGAGCCGGCGCCGUCACAUCAAGACCCUGCGUCCAACUCUCCUCCUCCACCAGCAUGGACACCCUCGGACAGUACCACAUCACAGGAUUUCUCCUUCUCUCUCCCACCCAGCCCACUUCUCUGGCUGGAUGAAAAUGCUGGGAAUUCAUCACACGAAUGUCAAAUCGAACCAGAGUCCGCUGGCGCCAACACCAAUGGCAGCAACAUCAAAGUUAAGAGAAAGAGACGCCGCGCAUGCCUGUCCUGCGUCCGCUGCCAUCGACUUAAAGUAAAGUGCGACAAAAAGGAGCCGUGCACGCGGUGUCGACUAUCCGGUUGGGGCAAACAAUGCGAAUACACGCAUAGGAUAGAGUCAAACGGCGAGGCAUUGUCCAAUGCUCCUUCGCCGUAUGUCUUGACAGAGGAAGAUCCGCAGGUUGCGCUGGCGACGUGGCAUUCCCGGCAUCGAGGUCUAAGUCACUGGCGGAAUUUACUAUCCAAGCUCGGCUCCAUUGCACAAGUCAACUCCAUGCCCAACCUCGCCACCGACGAAGUUAUCCGACGCAACCACAGCACAGCAUGUGGCAUCAUGUUGCCUGAUAAUUUCCCCUUCAACAGCCCACGCGCCGCGCCAUUCUUGUGUAUCGAAAAGGUUCGCUCGCUAAUCGACUCGCAUCGUGGUGACUGUGACAGGUUCAUCAAUAGCUACAUGAACAUAUAUCAGAUUGUUCACCCUAUCAUCGACGAGGAGCAAUUUCGAGACCGCGUCUCUGCCUACUGGGACGAUCCUAGCUCCGUAGAUGUAGCUUGGCUCAGCCAGUUUCUCAUGGUCCUCGCCCUGGGGCAACUCAUCGUCACGAAAAGGACUGCGCCGACGGUGGAACUGUGCAUGGCAGCAGAAGCAUGUCUUGCCAAGACGCCGUUUAUGCUGCGGCCAAACAUAUCGACAAUGAGGACCAUGUGUCUCAUGGUGCUGGCGAAGUUGACUACGAAUGCGACAUGUUGGUCCUUUGACGCUUGUUGGAACCUACUGGGGUUUGUGGUGAGAUUGGCCAUCUGCCUGGGCUUUCAUCGACGCGAUCCGCCAGCGCAUUCGUCAUCCGUAGUGUAUCAAGAUUGGGAGUCAGGCAAGAUUAUCUGGAGUACAUUGCUAUACUUCAAUAUCCAAGUGGCCAUGAUUUCAGGCAUGCCAUCAUGCAUAUCCAUGGACGAUAUCUCCUCGCAUGACGUGCCCUGGGACUUUGCGCCUCUCGACACAGCAACCGCGGCAUGGCACAGCAUCAUACACUCAUCGUGUCCGACCAUCGUCAAGAUUAUAUCCCGAGUCAACGCCAGCACAACUCUGCCUUCAUACGAGGAAAUUCUCGAGUACAGCACGCAAAUUCGACAAUGUAUGAGCUUACUGGACCGUGCGCAAGGGCCCCAGGCGCUCCGCAUCACACUGGACAUGUUUUUCCGCCGCGUUCUGCUCGUACUACACCGUCGUCAUGCCCUUGAAGCUGAUGCGCCAACCAAAUAUCCUGUCUCGUACUGGGCUUCCCUUGAGUGUAGUCUUGCGCUACUUGUCCACCAGCACGACUUGUAUGAUGAGGAACAAGCCCCCGAGGGUACAGAUUUAUUGUUCCGUCUGUAUAUGUUGGAUGUAUUUGCCGCAGCGGUAACCGCCACGAUACACUUGCUUAGAAAAGAUGCUCCCCUGGCAGCGGGGUUCGCAAUCCCACCGAGGCAAACUAUUCUCGAGACACUGCAGGCUUGUACGGAUUUGUGGGCAAAUGAGACUAUUCAGAGUCCUUGUUUCAAGAUUGGCCACGCCUUGUUGAAUCGGAUCGUGGAGGCAUUGGUUGAGGGAACUGCAUCACUUCCUUGA